AAGAGGAGCAUGCUGCAAUACGUUGGUCCACGCUUGCAGCUACCAGUGGUGUGUCUGUGUGUAUUUGCUGCAGAGACUGAUGAACAGCAGUAACCAAGUCGGGAGGGUGAUUCCCUGGCAAAGAUUUCCUAAUCCAGAUCAAAAGGAAUUAGAAACUUUUCGCAGUAAAUUACAAUGGGUUGCAAUCUGUGCUCUUUCCAGAAGCGAGAGGAACACUACAAACUGCUGUAUGAAGUUUCACAGGUUAAUGGGAAGGAUAUUUCGAGAGCUACUCACAAAGAAGCAGUUGAAGCCUUUCGUAAUGCUAAAGAGCCAAUCGUUGUACAAGUCUUAAGAAGAGCACCUGCUAACCGAGUUCAUGGAAGUGUCCAGGAAGUGCAGCUUGUGAAUGUGAGCACACAAACAGACAUCACAUUUGAGCACAUCAUGGCUCUAGCCAAACUCAGACCAUCCACUCCACCGGUUCCUGAUGUUUGCCCUUUUCUUCUGUCUGACAGCUGCCAUUCUCUUCAUCCAUUGGAGCAUGAAUUUUAUGAAGGUAAUGAGUAUCUUUCCAGCCUGCCUGCUGAUGGAGAUAGAACUGAAGACUUUGAGUACGAGGAAGUUGAACUGUGUCGUCUAAAUAAUCAGGAUAGAUUGGGCCUAACUGUCUGCUACAGAACAGAUGAUGAAGAGGAUACAGGAAUAUAUGUCAGUGAGAUUGAUCCAAAUAGUAUUGCAGCAAGGGAUGGACGCAUUCGAGAAGGAGACAGGAUUUUGCAGAUUAAUGGGCAAGAUAUCCAGAACAGAGAGGAGGCUGUGGCGUUACUUUCCAGUGAUGAAUGCAGGAAGAUUGUUCUGCUGGUUGCAAGGCUGGAUUUACCGCUGGAUGAAGGCUGGCUCGAUGAUGAAAGGAAUGAAUUCUUGGAAGAGUUGAACAUGCAAAUGCUAGAAGAACAACAACAUGAAACAACACAAUAUACAGCUAAUGAAGUGCAACAGCAGAAAAAGCCAGAAGAGGAAGAUGGUACAACUGACACAGCAACUUCAUCAUCCAAUAACCAUGAAAAAGAUAGUGGCGUAGGACGUACUGAUGAAAGCCAACACCAUGAUGAGAGCUCAGAGUUGGAAAAUAUAGUUAAAGGUCACAACAGUACUUUGUUAAAAAAUACAGAGCUAAGGCAAAGUCAGCUCACAUUAGAAAGUACUGGACUACAGUAUAAUGAAAGUCUUGUUUCUGGGGAAUACAUAGAUUCUGAUCCCGCUAGCAAUCAAGAAGAGGAAUGUGAUAGGUUUCGACAGUUGCUAGAGCUUAAGUGCCAAAUACGCAACCGUGGAGAGUAUGAUCUGUACUACUCUAGCAGUACAAUUGAAUGUAGCAGAACAGAACACAGUGGAGUAGAACAUGAAUUACAGCUUUUAAACGAAGAACUGAGAAAUAUUGAACUUGAAUGUCAGAGUAUUAUGCAGGCUCACCGAAGCCAAAGUGUUAAUAAUCAAUGUGGGAACAUUUGGGAAAUUCAUAAUGAUGAAAUCUGUAAUUAUACUACCAGUGUAGAACCUCAGAGAGGUAAACUGGGUUACAUCAGAGAACAUACAGAGCGAUCUGACAAGGACAGUUCUAGUGCUUAUAACACAGCUGAAAGCUGUAGAAGCACACCUCUGACUGUAGACAGAUCACCGGACAGCUCUCUUCAAAGAAUAAUCAGUAUCACAAACCAUAAAAACAUCCGAAGCACUGUUGUUACAAACCAUUUAUCAUCUGGACUAAGCAGCAUUGAAAACACUCCAACCAAAUCUAAAACCAAUGAUCAGCACCUAGUUAUACCAGGACAGGGAAAUAUGUUAGAAUGCAGUACAUUCUCAGACUACAGGAAACAAAGCACUGAGGAAAUUCCUUACCUUUCGCCUUACCAUAGCUCAACAUAUAGAUAUGGAAAUAUACCCGUCCAUGCAAGACAUUAUCAAAGUUACAUGCAACUCAUCCAACAAAAAUCGGCAGUGGAGUAUGCACAAAGUCAACUAAAUCUGGUAACAAUGUGCAAAGAGUCACAAAGGUCAUCAGAGCCAAGGAUGGAAUGGAAAGUGAAAAUAAGAAGUGAUGGGACAAGGUACAUAACUAAAAGGCCAGUAAGAGACAAGCUUCUAAAAGAGCGUGCCUUAAAAAUUAAGGAAGAGAGAAGUGGAAUGACUACAGAUGAUGAUAUGAUGAGUGAGAUGAAAAUGGGGCGUUACUGGAGUAAAGAGGAAAGAAAACAGCACCUUAUGAGAGCAAAGGAGCAGAGAAGGAGGAGGGAAUUCAUGAUGCGCAGUAGGUUGGAGUGUCUUAAAGAGAGUCCACAGAGUGGCAGUGAGAGCAAAAAGGAAGUUAGUAUAAUUGAACUGAGUCACAAAAAAAUGAUGAAAAAGCGAAACAAAAAGAUUUUGGACAACUGGAUGACAAUCCAAGAACUAAUGACACAUGGAGAAAAGUCUCCUGAUGGAGCCAGAGUACAUAAUGCCUUUUUAUCAGUCACUACUGUUUGAGUAGGACUGUCAAGGAGUAGGCUACCUUUUUAGGUAGAGUACAGUUGCCCCGUUCAAUGUGGCAUUUUAUAUAUUUUGUGACUAUUUAUAGUUUCUCUUUUGUAAGCAAACCUAUUUGGCAAUUUUACACUUUUUUUUCAUAUACAACUUUUUCUUUAUCAAUACUGAAUUAUUUAUGAAAUUAUUACAUUGUUCAUUUUUUUAAGAAAAAAAUGAAACUUGAAAAAAAAGCCAUUUGAUUUAUUACUAUGAUAUAUCUGUUGUUAGUUGAAAUUUUGAUUAUUUCUCUAGUUUAUUUUUUUCUACUUUACUGAUAACAUACAGUUAAUACCAAAAUAAACUGUUUUAUAUACCUGGUUAUUGGAAUACAUACAGAUAAAGUUUGUAAUGUAGCACUUCUCAUCUUAUACUGCAGACAUGUGAUUGAUGAAGACGGUGUACAUGGAAUAUGUAUCUACAACUGUAUUUGUCCAAGUCAAGUGUCAGUGGGCAACCGUGCCACAAUUUGUGUUGGCAUAAGUCAUGUAGCUAGAUAUAACUGUGGAGAUGGAAUUCAAAUAAAUUAUUAUACAUAAUUGCUGA
Pseudophryne corroboree (corroboree frog) is the source of this 3087-nucleotide messenger RNA. It is a transcript of the gene PDZRN4, whose product is annotated as PDZ domain containing ring finger 4. Lineage: Eukaryota; Metazoa; Chordata; Amphibia; Anura; Myobatrachidae. The coding region runs from base 175 to 2505 and encodes 776 amino acids. The record is from RefSeq and is a predicted model, not a curated record. The transcript is spliced from 8 exons. Gene Ontology annotation, molecular function: protein binding.